Messenger RNA from Stegodyphus dumicola, 2626 nucleotides. RefSeq names its product Dynein axonemal assembly factor 5 (gene Dnaaf5). The record is from RefSeq and is a predicted model, not a curated record. Lineage: Eukaryota; Metazoa; Arthropoda; Arachnida; Araneae; Eresidae. Gene Ontology annotation, molecular function: dynein intermediate chain binding. Gene Ontology annotation, cellular component: cytoplasm. Gene Ontology annotation, biological process: cilium movement; inner dynein arm assembly; outer dynein arm assembly.
UCGAAACCAAACUUUGUCACAUGUGGUAUUAGUAAUCGUAUUCAGCUUGCCAAGAACGUAAAUAGUGUAGUAAAUUAUGGAAAUAAAAGAGACUGCUGAAAACGACCUAUUCGAACAGCUAACUGAAUUAUGUAGAAAACUAGCCUUUAGGGAAAAGAAGGAUAUUAUUUUGCGCCGUAAUGUAUUGAAAGAAAUAGAAAAUAUUAUAAAGAAGGAAACGAUUUCGUUUCAAGAAGAUCAGAAUGCAUUUGAAAACAUAUUAAAAUAUAUUGUUUCUUCCGUGAGUGAUGACAACGAGAGGUGCCGUGAAAUAUCUGUUAACAUUUUAAAUGUAAUAAUUGAUCAUUCAUGUUUAUCUGAAAAUUUGUUUUCCCUGAUUAUCGGUGCACUGGCCGCGCGUUUAGGAAAGACAGAUGAAAGAGAACCUUCGGAAGAAGUUAGACUAUUGGAAGUUCAGUUAUUGCAUACUCUUAUAAAGAAAUAUGAAGGAGAUAUUUUGAAGUAUUUAAAUGAUUUAAUUAAAAUUUUGUCAUCUUGUAUCGUUGACGAUUGUCCUGAAAUAAAGAGAAAAAGUUGUGAAUGUACUUCUCUUUUAGCUUGUAAACAAAAAACACAUUUUCAUAUGGUAUCUUCUAGUCUGUUAAAACCUCUUUUACAAACUAUAUCUCACCAGCAUUUUAAAACAAGGACAUUGUGCAUUUAUGCAGUUGGUUCUGUAAUUAGUUUUGGAAGUGCUCAAGAUUUUGAAAAUGCUGUUACUCAUUUGGCGCAGAGACUAUUUGAUCAGUCUCCUAUUGUACGAAUGGCUGCCACAGAAGUCAUUGGAGAUUGGCUUUUGACAUUUAAAGACCGAUAUUCUUUUUUUCAUUAUUUGAUUCCUCUAAUGUUGUCUGCCCUUCAUGAUGAUGUGCCAGACAUAAGGAUAAAAGCUUCUGAUUUAUGGAAAAAAUGUGGCGAACAAUAUCUAAGUGAAAAUGAAAAUGAUUAUAAAGAUCUCAUAGAUUUUCCAAGACCAGAACCUGAGAACUAUCCAAAUUCAGGAAACCGGCCUUUAGUGGGAUGCCGUAUUUUAGUUCAAAGGAAUCUUCCUAAAAUUCUUCCUGCAUUGUUGAAUGAUCUUGCAGAUUGGGUUGCAGAAACUCGAAUCAAAUCUUCAAAAGUUUUGUAUUCCCUCAUUUUACAUUCUGAGGACAAAGCAACAAUGCAUUUGUCAUCUAUUAUUGAAGGUAUUAUUUCCAUUGCAAAGGAUGAAGUUAAAGAAGCAGCUGAACAAGCUUUAAGAUCAGCUGAACUGUUGGGUUUUUUUAUAGAUGCCAAUCUUCUGUGUGAUAGUAUCAUGGUUCUUAUUCAUAAAACCCCAUCAUCUGUACAUUUAAGUGUGUUUGCUGCUGUGCUUAGAGGUCACAAAGGAAAACUGUCUAAAGACUGUUUUGCAGGAAUUUGUAAAUUGCUUUCAGAUCCUUUAGUUUGUAGAGUACGAAAGGCAGAAGAACAAGCUAAUUUAUUACUUUGCAUUGAAGGACUGCUUACAUCUCACAAUGAGAUUAAUCCCAUAACCAGUUAUCAAAUAUUCACUACAUUGAUGUCAGUUUCUGGAUUAACAACAAGUGAUGCCGUCUCAAAAAAGGCUGCUGAUCUUAUGGAAGGUUUAGCCAAUUUACAGGAAUGCUCUUGUAUAAGCUUGUAUAAAAUGCAUUCUGUUUCAUUAUUGAAGAUUAUGACAGCCAACAAUGAAUUAUGGACUUACCAAAAUCCAGAACUGUUCAUUUUUGAGUCUUUGGUGCAAUCAGGAAAUCUUGAAGAGGAAUCAAUUGAGUUAAUCAUCCCAGUUUUAACUAAUAAUCUCCAUCCAAGCAAAGAUGCUAAACUCCGUAGCAAAAUAUUGUCACUGUUGAUUGAAAUAUUCAAAACAUUCUCAGCCAAAGAUGAAAAAAUAUCUGAUAAGAUCAUGGAUUUAAUUCAUGAAGGAUUAUUCCCCAACCUAACAUGGGCACCUGGUAAAACUGCCAGUACUCUAAGGACAAUAGCAGGAGCAAGUCUGUAUGAAAUCCUCAGCAAAAAUUGUCUCACUGAUGCCAUGUUUAAACCUAUAGCAGACGAGCUUCUUUCUAUUCUUGCUACUCUUGCAGAUGAUGAUGAAACAUCUAAUAGACUUUUAGCAGGCAAAAUUUUUGAAAAUAUUUUACCGAAACUUCACACUUGUGUUGACGAAAACAAAAUACAUGCAACAUGUCACGAAUUUCUGCCAUGCAUGGAUGAUGAAUCUGAUGAUAUUAGAAUGCUAACUAGUAGCAUUCUUAAAACAUACAUUACAUCAUUUCCAAAAGAUUAUAACUGGCAAAUGUAUCGAGCACAUCUGAAGCAUAUAUAUGAAACUGCUGUUAUCCAUAUGGAUGAUAAAAAUGAAAAGAUUAGACUGAGAAUUUUAAGCUUUCUAAAAGAAGUUGCAUUUGCUGCUCCAGAUCUUCUUUUAAAUGAACUGGAAUCUAAAAAAUAUAUGAUGGAAGCAGGAGAUCUCUGUGAUAACCUUACUGAGCAUAUUAGAAGUUUAAAUGUGACAGGUGUUUAAAUUGCUAAAAUCCCAAUAUUUUAUGUAAAAAUUUCUAGAUAAAUUUUUUUUCAUUUA